AUGAUGACCAUGGCAGCGGCAGCCCUUGGAGCGGCGCCGCCGGCGUUCUCGGGCGCCGAGGUGGCUCGUGCGGCGCUUGCGGCCGGCUGCGGGAAGGCGCGAGGGUUUUCGGCGGCCGUGGCGGAGGACAUCUGUCAGUGGAAUCGCACGAAGCAUGCAACGAGCCAGGAGUACAUUGACCGGGAGCUGAAGCACGGGGCCUGGAACUACGCUCCCCUGCCCGUCAUCGUGGACCGGGGGCUGGGUGCCAAGCUGUGGGACGUCGAGGGGAAGGAGUACCUUGACUUUCUGAGCGGCAUCUGCGCCGUGAACCAAGGCCACAGUCACCCCAGGCUCGUGCAGACGAUGCAACAGCAGUGCGCGCGUCUGGCGCUCACCAGCCGCGCCUUCUACAACAGCCAGCUGGGCCCCUACGAGGAGUUCGUGACCAAGAUGUUCGGGUACGACAAGGUCCUGCCCAUGAACACCGGGGUCGAGGGCGGCGAGACGGCGAUCAAGAUCGCCCGGCGCUGGGGCUACGCCGCCAAGGGCAUCCCCGCCAACCGCGCCGUCGUCCUGUUCCCGCACGGCAACUACUGGGGCCGCACGCUCGCGGGCAUCUCCUCGUCCACCAACCCCGUCUUCACCGAGGGCUUCGGUCCGUUCAUGCCGGGCUUCGACCUCGUGCCGUUCAACGACCUCCCCGCGCUGGAGAAGGCCUUCGCUGCGGAUCCGAACAUCGCCGCGUACAUGGUGGAGCCCAUCCUCGGGGAGGGCGGGGUGGUGGUGCCGGACGACGGGUAUCUGAAAGGGGUGCGUGCGCUGUGCACGAAGUACAACGUGUUGAUGAUUGCCGACGAGGUGCAGGCGGGGCUGGGCCGCGCGGGGGACAUGCUCGCGCACCGCCACCAGGACCCGCACGGCGAGGCGCGCGCGGACAUCGUCGUGCUCGGGAAGGCACUGUCAGGCGGGAUGUAUCCUGUGUCGGCGGUGCUGGCGGACGAUGCCGUGUACCAGCACCUCAAGCCCGGCCAGCACGGGUCCACGUUUGGCGGCAACCCCCUGGGGUGCGCCGUCGCCCGGACGGCGCUCGAGAUCCUCGUGGACGAGAACCUGGUCGAGCGGAGCCGCGAGCGCGGCGCGCAGCUGCGGUCCUGCCUCGAGGACCUCCAACGGCAGCACCCGGCCCUGGUGCGCGACGUGCGCGGGCGCGGGCUGCUGCAGUGCAUCCAGUUCUCGGACAGCGCGCCCAGCACGACGGCGUGGGACGUGUGCGUGCGGCUGAAGGAGGCGGGCGUCGUGACGCGGCCCGUCAAGACGGACGCGAUCCGAUUCUCGCCGCCGCUGGUGAUCAGCGAGGACGAGAUGGCGCGGGCGUGCGACGCGCUGCGGACGGUGCUCGCGGACACGCCGACGGCGUGA
Messenger RNA from Pedinophyceae sp. YPF-701, 1401 nucleotides. The record is from the annotation of a GenBank genome assembly. Lineage: Eukaryota; Viridiplantae; Chlorophyta; Pedinophyceae.